AUGAAAUGGGUAGAAGAGGCCCUGAGUUGUCCCCCAGAAUGUUCGUGUGCCAAGUGGCAAGUAAACUGCAGAGGAAAAAAAUUGAGGACGUUUCCAACCACAAUUCCUCUGGCUUCCAAAAAACUAAUUCUGGCACAGAACAAUCUCCCCCGUUUACCCCUAGUAACCAUGAGUUAUCUCAAUGAACUGGUCCACCUCGAUUGCAGCCACAAUAUAAUAACAAUGGACUUGGAGUUCAGCUUUCCAGGGUUAGUCAAACUGACAUCUUUGAAUCUCAGCUACAACAAGCUCACCCACAUAACAUCCUUCACUUUUUCACAACUGAGUGAGCUGCUGCUCUUAAAUCUCUCUGGCAAUCCAUUGAUGGUGAAGAUUAUGGAGCAGGCCUUUGAAAAGAACAGUCAUCUGAGAUAUAUAGAUGUGAAUAAUUGUGGCUUGUCUUACCUCAGUGCUGAAACAUUUCAAAAACUGGACAGACUUCGUAUUUUGAAAAUAAAGGAUAAUCCCUGGAAUUGUGACUGCAAAUUCCUAGCAUUCUCCGGGUGGCUAAUACAUACAGAUAUUAAAUUCCCAGAUUUUGAGGAUACCACUUGCACUAAACCAGAAAAAAUGAAGGGUCUUUCUCUCCGCAAGGCAAAAUUUGAGCUCCAUUACCUGUGCCUUGUGCACUUACGUCCACAAGAUUUCAUAUACAUCUGUUUAGUAACCUUUUGUAUUUUCUUGGGAGGAACUCUAGUGGCAUGGCUGGUUGGGUUUUGCACAGUGAUGUAUUACCAUCCUGUAAUGAGACUAUAUGAGGAACCAGAGGAUGAAGAAUACAGAAUGAUUUAA
This is a messenger RNA of Pseudonaja textilis, 831 nucleotides long. Lineage: Eukaryota; Metazoa; Chordata; Lepidosauria; Squamata; Elapidae. The record is from RefSeq and is a predicted model, not a curated record.